UUCUUCCGCUCGCUGCGCAUUAUCUAUCACGUCUCAGCCUUCCCAACAUCGUCGGGCCCUUUCGCCCCCAUCUCCCCUUCCCCCGCCCUCCCCACAGCUGCCCCCGCCCGUUAUAACAGUCCACGCGCGACCUCUCAGCGGACUCACUCGUUGCAGAACAGUUUGUUGUAUGCGUCCGACUGCGCGCACGAAUUUUCUUCCGCGCAGGACCGAACAUCCCAUCCACCGACUUUCGCCGCCGCGCUCAUGCCGCGCUCAACGUCCGGGGUCCCCUCCUCAUCCCGAAGGCCCACACGUUCUUCUCCUGCCGGUCCCUCAAAAGCUGUUUCUCUAAGCGACUCUUCAGCCAACCAGUCUCGCACGCGUCAUGGCGCGUCACCGCCCCCCGCUGGCGUCUAUUGGGCACGCGUCGCGACAAAUGCGGGCGUCUACGGGCAGAACGGAUUGCACGGCGGAGAGGUGACGUCAGAAAUGUCAGGCACGGCGGUGAUGCCACUGCAAGGUGUCAUCAUGGAGACUGCUGCAACGCCUGUCUCGCCGGCCUUUGAAGCAAAGCCACGACACGGGUACCGAGAGAUGAGUUCUGCAUACGCCAUCAACACGACCAACGCGACCUACCCCGCGCAACCCACGACGACGACCGCUCUACAUCCAACAAACACGGCGGAAGCGAGCGGUAGCAGAGAGAAGAUCGGCCCGAAGACACGGACGAACACUUCGGCGAGUAAUACGUCAGCGGGGUCGAGAAGCAGUGCUGCGACGACGGCGAGCUCCACCUCGGCGAGCACGAGCUCGAGCGCGAUGGCGAGUACGGCGGCGAGCAGCGCGAGCUGCACGAGCGGCAGUCCGGGCUGGCGAAGCAGCGUCGGGUCGACGCCACCAACGAGCCCGGGCCUGAGCGAUGCGUCGCACUUCAAGGGCUACUUCCAGGGGGAGGCGCAGCCCCCUUUGAGGCAGGAGCGGGAGGCUGUGCUGAGUGACUUGAUAAGCGAGGAGGGGGUGGUGAGGGAGAAGGCGAUGAGUCUGGAUGGCCACAGUGACGUGCGGGGGACGAUGAAGCGCGCAAAACUCACGAAGCGACGACCAGCAUCGAUGACCGUCGAAGUCAAGGAUAGGCUGAGCGACAACCCCAGGCGGAACGCAGACGGGACAAGGAAGAGUCUCGACCCCGAUAUGCGGCCGAGUCGCGCGAAGAGCAUCCUGGGCAUCAAGAUUAAGCACACGCCGCGCUCGAGGUCGAAAAGCAAGGACGCACCUGUGAGCAGGUCGCGCGAGAUGGAGCGGCUGGAGGAAGGGAAGGAGAAGGAGUUCUUGCCGCCUGUGAGGCAGCCGUCGCCGCUUUGGGCAGGCUCGUCGGGGAAGGUGCGCUUCUACGCUGUGCAAC
Phanerochaete carnosa HHB-10118-sp is the source of this 1384-nucleotide messenger RNA. RefSeq lists its product as uncharacterized. The record is from RefSeq and is a predicted model, not a curated record. The transcript has a single exon. Lineage: Eukaryota; Fungi; Basidiomycota; Agaricomycetes; Polyporales; Phanerochaetaceae. The annotation marks the transcript as partial.